CGAUGUGAGGCUAUGAUUUUUUUUUGUUGUAGUCUGCAUAAGCGCUAGUAUUAUCCCCUAUAACCUCUGUUCUGGGUGGAAAACUCAAUAAAAAUUGAUAAUAAAUCGGGGAAAGUAUUGAUAGAGCGGACGAGUUCAUAACUCAUCAGCAAAAUGCCCACAUACGAACUGCCCCUCAUAUUACGUGUCAUGCCGAAGCCACAGAUCACAGCUACAUUGAAGCGAGUAGCUAAUGGUAUCUUCGAUCGAGGCGGUGUCAUUCGAAAAAUCGAAAAUUUGGGGGAAAUCGUAACUCCGUAUAAAAUGUCGGCUCAUAACAAGGUCCAUCGUAAGGCAUCUUAUUUCAUUUUUCACUUCGAUGCCCCUCCGAGGAAGCUCGAAGAUCUUCUAGAAGAGUACGGUCGUGAUGUCGACGUGGUGAGGAGUCGAGUAUAUAAAAAGGACGAGGAUAACCCUGAACCAUGUACUUGGCAUGAGGAGAUGUUGCCACCCUCCGAUAGACCUGAAGUGCAGAAACUGAUGAGAAUUGCUGCAAACCAAAAACGUGGAUUCACUAAAAUUUGGAAUCCGAAUUCAGGUCUGGAUUAUUAUCCAUUUCAGCGAUAAGCGGUUGAUACAAAAACCUAAUUUAGAAAUUUUAUUUAAAUGAAUGAAUGGAAUAAAGAAAUAUCUGUUUACUAAUUUCUGAUAAAUGUUUUUAUUCCUGAUAGACUUUUAAAUACAAUCUGAAAGUUAUGUAUUUUCUUCAAUAAUUCACCAAAAAGAUGUUUGUACAAAAUACUUAAGUUAAUCGUUUUCUAUUAUCAUACAUAAUAUAUAUUCUUACAAAUAAUAAUAACUGAUGUGCAAAUGAGGAUCCAAUGCAUAAAAUUUGUUUUCUCCGUUAUCAACUCUCCAAACACAACUGAAAGUUUUUUCCAACGGCAAUACCAUAGUUGAAAUAAUAUGAGUUCAUUCCUUAAAAAUUAUGUACCUCGUCGGUUGCUGUACGAAUUAUUUUGUCACAGGAUUAUUAUUUUUAAGUCAUGAAAAUUGACAUGUUUUUGACUACAGAAGAGCAUGGUCCAUUUUACCUCCUAUCAUUCUCUCCUUUUUUUUUAUUUAAAUGAUCCCACAAAA
Molecule: messenger RNA, 1119 nt
Organism: Fopius arisanus
Lineage: Eukaryota; Metazoa; Arthropoda; Insecta; Hymenoptera; Braconidae
Gene: mRpS6
Product: mitochondrial ribosomal protein S6
Exons: 3
Coding region: 154-606 (150 amino acids)
Biological process (GO): translation
Cellular component (GO): mitochondrial small ribosomal subunit; ribosome
Molecular function (GO): structural constituent of ribosome; small ribosomal subunit rRNA binding
Source: RefSeq, a predicted model, not a curated record